AUGAAAGAGAAAUGCAAUCUACUUAAGAGCAGAAAACAGCUUAUAAUAAAAAACACAUUGAAAAAGAAUGGUAUUAUAGUAUUACUACUAUUGGCAAUGAUGCACCGCGUGUGUGCUGUGAUAGGAAUAGAAGACGCAAUAAAGGUGCAGAAUAUGGAAGUGGGGGAUAAACACAGCUUGGUAGGAAUACAUCCAAAUGGAGGGCUUUCCCCUGUGAACAUGUACAUAGCCUGGAAGUGUGGCUAUCUACAAAAUCUAUGGAUGUACACCUUAUAUGCAGAAGAGACAAAGCAACAUGACAGGGAUGAAGAUGAAGAAAAUGGUUUUAGCCUAUUCUCACACAAAAAGCAUUCAUGUGUGCGGCUGGGCGGGGAAAAUCUUGCAUAUCUGCAGUACUUCACAAGGCAGCUGAUGAAUAUGUUUUGUUCUAAAAAUAGCCACAUAUUAAUAAAGCCUUCUACCCCCGACUCAUUCAUUCGGGUUCUGCAAAUGUACAAGGACAGUCAGAUCGAUCUCCGUAUUCUGGCGGCUCUUUUUCUUCUCUCUGAUGGUGUGAACCUUCCAAUUAAUGUAGAGAACGAUCCAAAGAUGGGGAAAAGUCUGGUGUUAAAGAAAAAAAAAGAUAACGGCUUCCAUAUCAACCUAUAUAUGUCUUUGAAGGAUGGAAAUGAAAGCCAGAAAAUUUUUGUCUAUCAGAAGGUGACAGAAGAGAUUGUGUGUUUCUUCAAGGCCACUGCGCCAGGCUCUUCUUUAAAGGUGCCAAAGAAAUUUCUACUUCCCACAGCGCAUGAGGACUUCUUGACUGGCAACUUUUUAUUUAAUCCGAGGUUUCUCAUCCAGUCAUACUUCUUUGAGUAUAUAGACAGUGUAGAGAUGUAUGAAGAGUUUGUGCGCAUUGUGCAUGAAAUACUCAAUGAUUACUUGCCCGAUCAGAACAAUACUAAAAUCGCAACAGAUGUAGAGUCACAGGCGUCUCGGGUGUUUUAUUCUUUGUUCAUUGAGAAGAGCCAUAUACUGUUAAAUGCAGCAACGGAGUAUAUUGAUAAGAUACACAGCAUUCGCCCGAUAUGGAGUGACAGAUCAACCUUCGCUCCUUUCCUAGUGAAAGAUGUGCAGGCGCCGUGUUCGUUCAUUCCCUCAUAUCUCCGAAGCAGUGGGUAUGUAGACAUGACUGAGGACAGCUAUAUCGAGCACACCCUUCUUGAUCUACUCUUCUGUUUUACUUUUAACCACUAUAUAAACGGGCACAAUCCAUCCCAUCUGCCCAGCCCAUUAAGCGAGCUAAAGGCGUUUCUUACUGAGUACUGGCAUCCAGUGUACACCACCACCGGCGCACUACAUAAUGACUGGUGCAUGGUUGUACGCGCUGCAAAUAAUUCUGCAAGCGCAAAUAUUUCCUAUACAGAGGACAAAAAACAAAUUGAGUUUGGCCUGCUAAACAUGCUCUAUGCCAUAGAAGGCCUAGCAGGCACUAAUAAAGAACUGAGUGAUGCAAUUACCUGGUUAAGUAGCAUAAUUAAGAAGGGACAGGUAGAAGAGCCAGAUCAGGCAGUAAUACAGAAUGUUUUACAAAAUGCAUUUAAGUCCCUCUCAGAGAACAAGAACAUUAAAGUGGAGUGCAGCCAUCUUAAGAUAGAAAAGACUGAGAGUGGCAGAGCAGACAUAUUCACUGAGUGCAGCACCCCUAUUGUAAUCACAUAUAGUGAGUAUCCCUUCCAUAGCUAUAGGGAGCUUGAGAUCGAAAUGCCCUUUAUUACUUCUGCUUCAAGUGCCAACAGAGACAAAAACUUCCAUGUUAUGCAGAAUAAGCAAGAGCUAGAGAAAAUUCAGAAGGCCUAUUCAGCGCCAGAAAACUACAACGAGUACAUUAUUAGUCAGUACAUAGAAAAUGAGAUGGACAGGCUUGCGCGCAUAUUGGGCACAGAGUGUGUGCACAUCCGCAGAAUACACUCGAUUUUAUUAAACGGUAGUUACGAAGCUAUGAAAGGUCUUCUGGUGUAUGGCAGUCUGCGGGACAUUCAAUAUACGUCUAAAAUCAUUGAAGUAUUUUUAAUCCACACGAGCGGAAAAACAUUUGCUAUCACAGACCACAUGGUGCAGUUCACUUCCAGGCUUAUAUCUAGUGUUAAGUUAGAUGACAAAAGAGUAAGGCAGGCAAUCAUGAACGGAUGCAUUUACAACGAGAACUAUCUGUACUACUACAACAACCUAGAAUAUGAUGCAGAGGAUUUACUAGAGGCGUACAAAAGUGCUGCGGGUAUAAGAGCGCUGAUCCGUCCUCUGUUUUUAUUUGACUCAUCUGUUUCAUCUAUUGCACACUCGUGUGCAUCCCUCUGUUCUCUAAUGCACUGCUCAGUUGAGCGGUAUGCGUUUUUCGGGGGUGCCCAUCUAUGCGAGAAUAUGAUUAAGCGAGUGUCCAAGAUAGCAACAGAGGAAGAUAUGGUAAACGAAAUAACAUCUUUUCUGUGCACAGUAAAAAGGUGUGCACCGGUGUCUGAUGAUUACUGCGCAGCCAACAUAUUUCUGGGCUGGAUUAUGCACAUUGUGCUGCGGUGCGAACAGACUCCUCUAGUGAUUGCCAAGGCUAUUUAUGAUUGCAUAGAUGCAAGCAGUCUGACAGAACGUGUCAAAAUAUUAAUAUCGCCCACGUGCUUUGAGUCCGCUGCAAAGAGCACAUGCUCUCUUCUGGAGGAUAACAAAGAAGAGCUGCUGACCGGAAGUGACGAUAUAUCCACCAGAAAAAACAAGUAUUUCUGCAUUCUAAAGUUUGUUCAAAGUCUGUGCUGA
Messenger RNA from Nematocida parisii ERTm1, 2787 nucleotides. RefSeq lists its product as uncharacterized. NCBI's taxonomy places the organism in Eukaryota, Fungi, Microsporidia. The coding region runs from base 1 to 2787 and encodes 928 amino acids. The record is from RefSeq and is a predicted model, not a curated record. The transcript has a single exon.